Molecule: messenger RNA, 1242 nt
Organism: Amphibalanus amphitrite
Lineage: Eukaryota; Metazoa; Arthropoda; Thecostraca; Balanomorpha; Balanidae
Gene: THG
Product: probable tRNA(His) guanylyltransferase
Exons: 4
Coding region: 272-1231 (319 amino acids)
Biological process (GO): tRNA modification
Molecular function (GO): magnesium ion binding; tRNA guanylyltransferase activity
Source: RefSeq, a predicted model, not a curated record
GUAUAUUGAUAGACACGAUUGCACUGUGACGAGCUUGAAUGUUUGUGUGCUAUAUCUUGUUUUCUUUGUGAUUAUGUCGUGCUCGUCAUGCUGAUGAAGAUUUAGCUAUCGAAACGCGUCCAUGCGGCAUGAACUAUUUGUUCUUUUUUGUAAUUAUUUGUAUUUUGAUUUAUCGAUUGCCAAUAUUUUUGGAUAGCCAGGGUGACUGAUAGGAUGCAGGAACUGGUAGUUGAAUAUUAGAAGGGAAUGGUAGUUAAGUAGGGAGUGCUGUAUGCAGAGGUGUGCCCGUCUGCUGGCCUCUGUCUGCCGCCCGCCGCUCUCCGUCUCUGGGAGUCUCACGCGGCCCUCGAUCCGUGCCCUGAGCCUCUCCACCACUGCCAUGGCCAAGUCCAAGUACGAGUACGUGCGUCACUUUGAGCUUGACGACCUCUGUCUCCCGAACAGCUGGAUCGUGGUCCGCAUCGACGGCAAGGGCUUCCACAGGUUCACGAACGAGCACGGCUUCGAGAAGCCGAACGACGCGCCGGCGCUGGAGCUGAUGACGCGCGCGGCCCGAGACGUGGUCGACCUGUUCCGGCCGGACCUGGUACUGGCUUACGGUCAGAGUGACGAGUACAGCUUCGUAUUCCGGCGACAGACGACCGUCUACCGGCGGCGCGCCUCCAAACUCAUGUCGCAGGUGGUCAGCCAGUUCUCGUCCAGCUACGUGUUCCACUGGCCGUCUGUGAUGGGUGCGCGCGCGCUGCGCCAGCCGCCCACCUUUGACGGGCGGGUGGUGCUCUACCCGACCGACCGUAACCUGCGCGACUACCUCAGCUGGCGUCAGGCCGAUUGUCACAUCAACAAUCUCUACAACACCGCCUUCUGGGCGCUGGUCAACCGCGGCGGAGUCACCAACGCUCAGGCGGAAGAGAGGCUACGACACACACUCGCUGCCGAUAAGAACGAAAUUCUGUUCUCGGAGUUCGGCAUCAACUACAACGAUGAGCCGGCGUUGUACAGAAAAGGGACGGUGAUAGUCCGCUCGCUAGAGACGCCUGGUGAGCAGGACUCGAAACUCUCGUCUGAUACUGGCGCACCAGAUGGAAGCACGGCGCCGGCUUCGGAAGGUGUGAGGACUGACCCGAAGCCGGUCGGUGUGGUGAAAGUGCUAAACUGUGAUAUUAUCGGUGACGAGUUCUGGAACGAACACAGCAGUGUGCUGAGUGGAAAUAAUAAAAAGGCGAAGUGAUCGAUGUAAAA